Molecule: messenger RNA, 1482 nt
Organism: Aspergillus homomorphus CBS 101889
Lineage: Eukaryota; Fungi; Ascomycota; Eurotiomycetes; Eurotiales; Aspergillaceae
Exons: 3
Coding region: 1-1164 (387 amino acids)
Source: RefSeq, a predicted model, not a curated record
AUGGCGUCUGCGGAGACCUCUACCAUGAUACCAGCGCCAAUUCUGGCAGGGCCUAUCCAACCCAAAGAGACGGGAGUUAGCCAAGGACAGAAGUCAACUUCGAUAUCAGGAAAACCUGCCUUUGAACCUUCCAAGCAUCUGGCUCACACCGCUCCUUCCAAAGUGUACAGCAUGAAAGAGCUCGGCUAUUCGGACAGUCGAGGUGUUUCCCCCGUGGGAGUCUCUGAGCCGUUCCCAUUAUUUUCUGCCGAAGCUAUUCAGCAAAUGCGGGCAGAGGUUCUGAGCGACGAAGUAUUCAUGAAGCACAAGUAUUCCAGUGAGCUCGCCCAAUGCCAACUGCGAGGAUAUGCGGCAGAAUGCGCACCGUUCAUCUAUGAUGCUUGGAGAAACCCAGCCACGCUGGCUAUAAUUUCCAAGAUCGCUGGUGUAGAUCUCGUGCCUGCAAUGGAUUUCGAGAUUGGCCACGUCAACAUAUCUGUUCACAGUGAAGAGGAGAAGAAUGAAGCCAUCAAGGCGGUCAUGGAGAAGGCGACGCGGCAGGCAGAUGAAGGCGUUGCAGGAUGCCCUUGGGAGGAUGAAGAUCCGAUCGUGGACUGGCAUACGGACAGUUACCCCUUUGUCUGCGUGACCAUGCUUUCCGAUUGCACGAACAUGAUCGGCGGCGAGACAGCUCUGAGAAAGGGCAAUGGCGAAGUAGUCAAGGUCCGAGGACCACAAAUGGGAUCUGCCGUCAUUCUCCAGGGACGUUAUAUCGAGCAUCAAGCGCUUCGUGCUCUGGGAACAACGGAGCGCAUCUCUAUGGUCACUUCUUUUCGUCCACGCGCUUCAGCCAUCAAAGAUGACACUGUGCUCACCACAGUCCGUCCAGUCUCCAAACUUGGUGACCUAUACCACCAGUUUGCAGAGUAUCGCUUUGAGAUCCUGGAAGAGCGCCUGCGAGAUGCCAACCGGUUCAUGCGCGACCAGAAGAGAGCGACUAGGCCCUUUGAUACCCGCCUUCUGAAGCAGUUCAUCAGGGACCAGAUCGCGUUCUUGGAGCACAUGGACAAGGAGAUUGUUGAGGAUGAUAAAGUCGUUAAAGGUGUUGUUGAUGACAGCCACCUUGUUUCGGAAGAGCUCAAACUGCGGCGUUCUAAGAAACGAGGUUUUGCUGCAGUGGAAUAGGUAUGGACCGGACAUCUACUUGGUUUCAUUGAUUUGUCAAAGCAUUCUUGUAAUUCUCCUUUUCGCGCAAGGGCCAAUCUGCAUUUUCUCACAGGGUGCUUUCGAUGUAUCAAGCGAAGGGUCGCGACUGGGCCAGAUUUACUAUUUCGAAUUAGUUAUUUCCAGAUGCUGUGGGAGUUUCGUCGCGUUGGAAAAUCGGGCGUUCUUUUCUCUUUACUUGGAGUAGGAAGCGUUUAGAGAGGUAGCACUGAUAUUCUUGUUUGAUAGUCUUCAUGUUCGUCAAAUCCAGACUGAAGUGAGUUUUGCAUGUGUUGUUCA